GCUUCCCGAAGCUUGCAGUCAAGGCUCGGGGCACGGCCUGGUUCCCUCAGGCUCUUUCGAUUCUGCUGGCAACCGGUUCUGUACCUGUGUGGCCUAGGGGACUGCUGAAGGGGGCCCGGUCGCCCUGGCGAGCCCCAGCUGUGGCUCCUCGGACCACCCUGCCCAACAGCCCCUCCUCCCCAUAGACACAGACCCAAAUCUGUACUUGCCGCUGAGAGGAGCCCCGGAUCCCAGACCUGAACCAGCGAGAAAGCCCCCUGAACGAUGGGUGAGACGUUCUCCCAGCUGGGCUCUCAGGAGGAUGAAAACAAGCCAAUUCUACGUCCUGCCGCAGCCAUCGUCAGCAAGGCUGCCAGAUACGCCAGCGACGGCAGCAGCAAAUUGUUUUCUUCCUGUGCAUCUUGUGAAAGGGCUGCUGGUGCCAGCUUUGUGACUUGUCCCACCUGCCAGGGCAGUGGGGAGAUCCCUCGAGAGCUAGAAAAGCAGCUGGUGGCUCUCAUCCCCUAUGGGGACCAGAGGCUGAAGCCAAGGCACACGAAGCUCUCCGUGUUCCUGGCGGUGCUCGUCUGCCUCGUGACCGCCGCCCUCCUCGUGUUUUUCCUGUUUCCCCGCUCCAUCGCCGUGCAGCCCGCGGGCCUCAACUCCUCCACUGUGGCCUUGGACGAGGCUGAUAUCCACCUCAACAUAACGAAUGUCUUGAACGUCUCCAAUAGCAACUACUACCCCAUCACGGUGACCCAGCUAACCACUGAGGUCCUGCAUCUGUCCCUCAUGGUGGGGCGGGUCUCCAGCAGCCUCCUCCUCCACAUUGGCCCUUUGGCCAGUGAACAGAUUUUUUAUGGAGUAGCCAACGAGAUCGGGGAUGAAAACACAUACAAAAUCUGUAGCUGGCAGAAAAUCAAUGUCCACCAUGUGCUUUUGCACAUCCAGGGCACCUUGACCUGCACCUACCUGAGCCAUGCGGAGCAGCUGGUCUUCCAGAGCUAUGAGUACGUGGACUGCCGGGGAAACAGGUCAGCACCCCACUCGCUGGUGCCGCACCCGCCGUGACCUGGCUGCUGUCCCCAAACUCCGGGAGCCUGCCAGCCUGCUCUGCAUCUCACAGCUCUGCCGUGCCCCACAAAGGACUCUGGUGACUGCUCUGUCAUGCCCUCCCACGCGCCCCCCACUCUCCCCACUAAGCGCAGGAAGCUUUCUGUGGAAGGCAACUGCGCACACGCACAGCAGUAGCCUCUGAUUUCCACGGGCUCGGAGGCCCAGCUCUGCUAGGGGCUGCCGCCAGCCUUUCCUCUCGGGCUGCCUAGGGGAAAGCCUGAGCUGGUGUUUCCUGGGAGGCCUUGCAGCGGGCCCUGCCUCUCUGUUCUGAGCACCUGAGCUGCCCAGCUCCUCAGGUCUGGCCUUUCCUCCUGCCUCCGUGUGGAGGAAGCUUUAAUUUUUUUCUGGCUUUAGAAACAUGACUUCUUCCCAGGCUCCCCACCUAGUGAUAGGGAAGCAACUCAGGGGAGAGGGGGCAUUCAGUGCUGACUCUAGGGUCUCUCAGGGUACACAGGUGUUCUCCUGUGCCUCCCAGCUGUGGUCGUGUGACAAAGGGAUGGUGAUGGGCCGCUUCUCCCUGGUAACUUGCCCCUGCCCAUCUGACAGCCGGAUUGGCUGAGGCCCUUUUAUUCUGCGUCCUUCCUGCUUAAAGGCGGUCCUCAUUCCUAGGAAGACAGCUGUUCUCCAUCCCACGCUUCUCUCCACAAAACAGUUUUUUAUUCUCUUCACAGUAGGAGCAAAGUAGUAGGGGAGGGGAGGAAGGUACCUGGCGCCCUUUGGGCCUACAUGGGAAAAUCAGACAAAGCCAGAGUUGUUUUCAAAGGUAUUUAUUGGGAAAGAAAAGUAUUAUUUAUUGAAGGAGCAGGCAUAGCCAGCCAAACAGCACGGCUGUGGCGAAGCUGGCAGCACCCAGCCGAGUGGCCAGGCUCUGCCGCACUAGGACGCAGCGUCUGCUGCCGGAGGCAUCUGCUUUGCUUUGGCCAUUGGCUGUCUGGAGCAGCUCCUCAGGAGGGCCAUGUCUAGACCCCUCCUGUCUCUGCUGUCACUCAGCUGAAACUAAGCUCCAGGGACUCCAGGCCCCACAGGGCUCUGAGCAGAGGCAGCUUCUCUAGCUGAGCAGAAAUGGUGUUUGCUCACUAAGGUUUUAUUGGGCAGCAGAGGGAUGAGCUGAGGUGGUGGGGAAAGUCGAACUUGGAGUAGGAUGGGUGGAGGGGGGACUGGUGAUGGAGCCCGCUGGCUGGCAGACUGGGACAACGGGAGGAAGGAGGCUGGACUGUGUGUCUCCACACUUUGCUGUCUAGGCCCCGGGGUCAGGGCGGUGCUGGCCAGAGCACAAAAGUCCAGAAAAGCCAGGCUAGGGCUGCUGCUGAGUGUACGUCACCGAAUGUAAAGAUUUAUAUUGUAAUCAAUAAACUAUACUUAA
Artibeus jamaicensis (Jamaican fruit-eating bat) is the source of this 2458-nucleotide messenger RNA. RefSeq names its product transmembrane protein 106A (gene TMEM106A). NCBI's taxonomy places the organism in Eukaryota, Metazoa, Chordata, Mammalia, Chiroptera, Phyllostomidae. The record is from RefSeq and is a predicted model, not a curated record. Bases 265 to 1050 code for a protein of 261 amino acids. The transcript is spliced from 9 exons.